UUAUUAUCUUAUUUGGUACAUGAAAAUACCAAAGUUUUCCCUCAGAAAUAAGGAAAAGACUGAAACUCGGUAUUCUCGACUCUUGAUAGAGAGAGAGCCAUCUUUCCUCAACGCUUUUGUUUCAAUUCAAUCUUUCGAUUUUGAUCACUACAGAAGCUCAAAGAAAGAACUAAGGUGGAAACAAAAAGAGAGAGAAGAUGCUGGAGAAAAUUGGGCUGCCUCCGAAGCCAUCACUAAGAGGGAAUACUUGGGUGGUUGACGCCUCACAUUGCCAAGGAUGUUCCUCACAGUUCACUUUCAUCAAUCGCAAGCACCAUUGCCGCAGGUGUGGAGGCAUAUUUUGCGGCAGCUGUUCCCAGCAAAGAAUGGUAUUGCGUGGACAAGGUGACUCACCUGUGCGUAUCUGUGAACCAUGCAAAAAACUAGAAGAGGCGGCACGAUUUGAAAUGAGAUAUGGACAUAAAAAUAAAUCUUCUAGAGGUAGUUCCAAGAAUGUUUCAAAGAAAGAUGAAGAGAUUUUGAAUCAGACUCCUAGUAAUGAGAAUAGGCGUUCCUCUUCACAAAAGAACGAUGCAUCAUGUUCAAACAUUUCUGAAGUAGCUACUCAGGUUGAAGGUGCAGAUAUAGUUGGAAAUCUCUCUCUUGAUAAGUCUACCAACACAUUGACAGAGGCAGGAUCUGCUACCCCAGAAGAUCUGCGUCAGCAAGCUUUGCUUGAAAAACAGAAGCACAGAACUUUGAAAGCUGAAGGAAAACCUGAAGAAGCUUUAAAAGCUUUUAAAAAGGGUAAAGAGCUUGAAAGGCAAGCUGCAGCAUUGGAGUUAGCUUUGAGAAAAAAUAGUAAAAGGGCUUUGUCGUCAAGCAACAUAGAUGAUAUUCAAGAAAACAAAGAUGAAGCUAAAGCAUCUGGUCCUAAAAAUAAGCUUUCGUCUCAGAAGAAUAAAGGAACUGACGAUGUUUCUGCUGAACUCAAGGAAUUGGGAUGGUCAGAUUUUGAUCUCCACGAUGCAGAAAACAAGCCAGCAACCAUGUCUUUGGAGGGUGAACUUUUUUCUCUUCUGAAGGAAGUCUCUCAAAAACCUGAUAAAGAGAAGCAAACGGUCAGCGCUGAUAAGUCUAAGGUUACUGCUCAUAAGAAAAGGGCUCUUGAACUAAAACGAGCUGGGAACGUUGUUGAGGCCAAGGAAGAACUAAAGAGAGCGAAAAUUCUUGAGAGGAAAAUAGAGGAAGAGGAGCUUCUGGGUGGGUCUGAUGAUUCUGAUGAUGAACUUUCUUCACUAAUACGCAGUAUGGAUGCUGACGAGCGUGCUGAUUUUUCGGGACCAUACAAAUCUAAUUUGAAUUUGGAUUUCAAUCAGUUGAUUGGAAUGGCUGAUGAUGUUGGUGUAGAUGGUAAUUUUGAUGUAACGAAUGAAGACAUGAAUGAUCCAGAAAUAUCUUCUGCUUUGAAAUCACUAGGUUGGGAAGAAGACGCUGCGGAUUCUGAGGACCUUGGCACCGAGGUUGCAUCUUCUAAGAAGGGUUCAUUAAUAACUGAGAUUCAGUCUUUAAAGAGAGAGGCUCUGAAUCAGAAAAGAGCAGGCAACACGACAGACGCAUUGGCACUUCUGAGGAAAGCUAAACUACUUGAAAAGGAACUCGAGAAUUCCGAAGCUCAUGAAUUAGAUUUGACGAAUCAGGGUUAUGCUACACCUCAUAAAGGUGUAAUCUUGGAAUCUGUGGGAGAAUCGUCAUUUUCCAGCAGGGCAAGUGCGAAUGAUGCGGGUCCUAAGUCGGUUCCAAAGAGUAAACUAAUGAUUCAGAAAGAGCUUAUUGCCCUGAAGAAGGCGGCUUUGGCACUCAAACGGGAAGGUAGAUUGGAUGAGUCGGAUGAAGAAUUGAGAAAGGCGAAGGCUCUCGAGGAGCAGCUUGAAAAUAUGAACAAAGUUCCCUCUGCGACACAGCCAAGUGUUGGCAACAAGCAGAGUUACAAUAUAGACGCUACUCCGGAUGAUGGAGACGAAGAAGUGACAGAUCAAGAUUUGCACGAUCCGUCGUAUCUGUCCCUUUUGAAGAACUUGGGCUGGGAAGAUGAGGAUAAUGCAGAUGUAGCGUCGAUUUUAAAAGAAAAUAAUGAGUCCCAGAAGCAUGUAGGAGGCCCCUCCAUUACCCAAUCUGUUGUCAAUUUUGAAGUGAAGACACCGAAGAAAAGUAAGAGUGAAAUUCAGAGAGAAUUAUUAACGUUAAAACGAAAAGCUCAUACACUGAGACGCCAAGGAGAGGUCGAGGAGGCUGAGGAAGUGCUAAACAAUGCCAGAUUGUUGGAGGCACAGUUGAAUGAAUCCGAAGAACCAAUUAGAAUACGAGACGAUUCUCCUGAAAAUAUCAAAGGGAUCGCGUCAAAUGAUGCUCUUCGUGAUACCACAUCUUCUUUUCAUUCGGAGAAGCAAGUCAAAGACGAGAUUAAAGCUGAUGAGAAUGAGAAGCCACAAGAAUUGCAUGUGUCUAAGCAACCUCAUUCAGGUUCCCUCCAACAAGAAAUCCUUGCUCACAAGAGGAAGGCAGUUGCCUUGAAGAGAGAUGGAAAAUUAGCAGAAGCCAAGGAGGAGCUUCGGCAGGCAAAGCUCUUGGAGAAGGGCGUGGACGAAACACCUCAGACUACAACCAACUCCAGUGACAUGUCAGCAUCUGAUGUCUCGUCGGCCAGUCCUAGUUCAGUCUCUAAACCCUUGUCAAGCCGUGAAAAAUUCAAACUACAGCAGGAGUCACUCGGCCACAAGCGGCAAGCGCUUAAGUUGAGAAGGGAAGGUAAAACAGCAGAAGCUGAAGCUGAAUUUGAACUGGCAAAAGCUAUAGAAUCUCGGCUUCAGGAGGCGGACCCUCAUGAUUCUGCCGGGCCAGCAGAUGAUGUCAGCGUCGAGGAUUUUCUCGAUCCUCAGCUCCUGUCUGCAUUGCAGUCAAUCGGGUUAGAUGAUGGCCACACCAAACCCAAGGCCAUAGAAAGACCAGAGCCAGCCAAGGUCGAGGCGGAUGCUGAUACAGAGAGAGCGCAGCUGGUGGAACAAAUUAAGGCUGAGAAAGUGAAGGCGGUGAAGUUAAAACGCUCCGGCAAGCAAGCCGAGGCCUUGGACGCCCUACGACGAGCUAAGCUUUAUGAAAAGAAAUUACAGUCUCUAACUUGAAGGUGAAGAUGACGAUGAUGCAGUUUUCAGCCUUUUGCCACCAAUAUGAUGGAAUCUUGUUCGGUUUUGAGUGUAUUAUAAAUUCAAUCUUGAGCAACAGAGUAACAUUACAUGGAAUCGUGCUUAAGCAAUUUAUCCAUUGUUGUAGAUUAUACGUGUCAAUCUGUUUAAUUGCUUAUUUGUGAUACUAUAACAUUUCCUAAUUAUGUUUU
Messenger RNA from Salvia miltiorrhiza (redroot sage), 3373 nucleotides. RefSeq lists its product as uncharacterized. The coding region runs from base 198 to 3161 and encodes 987 amino acids. Lineage: Eukaryota; Viridiplantae; Streptophyta; Magnoliopsida; Lamiales; Lamiaceae. Gene Ontology annotation, molecular function: metal ion binding; protein binding. The transcript has 3 exons. The record is from RefSeq and is a predicted model, not a curated record.